AUGUAAAAUAAAUAUAUACCUAUAACAAAAAAUAUACCUAAAACAAUUUUAAAUAGAAGGUUUAAAAAGCUAUAAGAAUUAAUAGAUAAUGAAGAAUAUUUUAGUGAAGAAUAAAUUAGAAUGAGAGAUGUACUAUAAUUUACAAUUUUAGAUUAUAGCCAUUAUUAUAUUUUAUUUAUGUCGGAUAGUAUAUUCGUAAUUAGAACAAAAAACCAGAUUCUAAUUUUAAUUUAUCAGAAAUAUUAAUCGAUUAAAUUUAGAAAUAAGAAUAUGAAAUUCGUUUAUAAGAAAUGUAUGAUAAAUUAGGUCCAAAUCAUGAUUAUCCAAGUAUAUAUUAAAUAAAGAUUAGAUUUAAUGAUUGAGGCAAGAAUAAAAGAUACAGAUUUAGAGGAUUAAGAGGAUAUAUUAAUACGUUUAAUGCAUGAUAGAUUCAUUAAUGGAUUAGACAAAGAUUUCAUUAAUUAUGAAUAGAUUGAUUUAAAUGAGUACAUUUAAAUCUAAUUUUAGAGAUUAUGAUGAUUAAAAAUAAAUGAAUUUAGAUAUAGAAGAGGAAUAUUUUGAGAAUUAAAACAUAGAUUUAAGAGAAGAAGAAGUUAAAUAAUCAGAAUAUACAGGAAUUCAGGAUUAUUGA
Molecule: messenger RNA, 631 nt
Organism: Paramecium pentaurelia
Lineage: Eukaryota; Ciliophora; Oligohymenophorea; Peniculida; Parameciidae
Source: the annotation of a GenBank genome assembly